This is a messenger RNA of Rattus norvegicus (Norway rat), 4352 nucleotides long. It is a transcript of the gene Zfp790, whose product is annotated as zinc finger protein 420-like. Gene Ontology annotation, biological process: regulation of DNA-templated transcription. Gene Ontology annotation, cellular component: nucleus. NCBI's taxonomy places the organism in Eukaryota, Metazoa, Chordata, Mammalia, Rodentia, Muridae. The record is from RefSeq and is marked validated. The transcript is spliced from 5 exons. The coding region runs from base 165 to 2507 and encodes 780 amino acids.
CUGCUGGAAGUUGGAGCCGCAGACCAGAAUGUAGGAUCCCAGCGUCUGAGACCCACCUAGCAGUGGCAGUUUGACCAAGAGGAAGCCUGCCUCGUCCUGAGCUGGCCUCAUCAACAUAGGAAUCAAGAAGAGGACUGACUGGUCACUUUUAGGAGUUUCAAAUCAUGGCUCAUGUAAUGACGUUCAGAGAUGUGGCCGUAGACUUCUCUCCCGAGGAGUGGGCGUGUCUGAGCCUGGAACAGAGGAGUCUAUACAGAGACGUGAUGCUGGAGAACUACAGCCACCUCGUCUCCGUGGGACUUUGCAUUUAUCAACCGCAUGUGUUCCCUGUGUUGGAAAAAGAACAAGAUGCCUGCGUGGAUUUGAGCAAUGAGACCAGCAGAUUUCUCCCGGAUACAGAUUCCGGGUGGCAGAUGAAGAAAGUCCUACCAAAAAACAGCAUUUUCGGAAGUCGGUUGUCGCGCUGGGAGGUAAUGAGAAUGGAGAGAAACCAAGGGCUCGAAGGCUCGAGUCCUGGAGUCGAUUGGGAAGAUAAAGGUCAGGACCAAUCACAAAAUGAGAAUCAAGAGGAACGUCUCAAGCAAAUGACACUCACCUGUGACAAAUUGCCCCUUUUGAAUCUGCUCACAGCUUUUAAUCAGUGUCCAAGACUGAAUACAGCAGAGAAAGCGAAGGAAUUUAAAUCUGAAAAAUCCUUUAGUUUUGCACCCGAGCCCUCUCAGCUUCAGUUAAUCCACACAGACGCGAAAUUCCGGGAAGAUAAAAGCUGCGGAAAGACCUUUCCUCCUGGCCCUAAACUUCCUCGCUACCGUGCAGUUCCCGCCGGCAAGAAGGCAUUUCAGUGUGAGGAAUGUGGCAAGGCGUUUAGCUUCCGCUCUAGCCUCACGGGUCACAAGAGAAUUCACACCGGGGAAAAGCCUUUCAAAUGUAAGGAGUGCGGGAAAGCCUUCAGAUUCCAUUCACUGCUCAGCGUCCACGUUCGGACUCACACGGGCGAAAAGUCAUACGAAUGUAAGGAAUGCGGAAAGUACUUCAACUACAGCUCAGACCUGACCCGCCACCACCGGAUUCACACUGGAGAGAAGCCCUAUCAGUGCAGGGAGUGUGGGAAGGCCUUCAGCUGCGGCUCAGACCUUACUCGCCACCAGAGGAUCCACACGGGCGAGAAGCCCUACGAGUGUCACGAAUGCGGAAAGGCCUUUAUCCAGCAGUCGCACCUCAUUAAACACCAGAGAAUCCACACGGGCGAAAAACCUUACGUGUGCAAGGAGUGCGGGAAAGCCUUCACGUGCGGGUCCCAGUUAAGUCAGCAUAGGAAGAUUCAUACUGGCGAUAAGUUCCAUAAAUGUAAAGAAUGUAAAAACUCCUUUAGUUUCGCCCUAGACCAUACCCAGCGGCAGCUAAUUUACAUCGGGGAGAAGUUCUUUGAAGACAAGGAAAACGGGAAGGCGUUCUUUCCCGACGCCGAGUUCCCUCAGUACGACACAGCUCCCAGCGGUAAGAAACUGUACGAGUGUAAAGAAUGCGGCAAGGCUUUCAGUCUGCGCGCCAUCGUCAGCAGCCUCAAGAAAAUUCACAACCGGGAGAAACUCUUUAAAUGUAAGGACUGCGAGAAGGCCUUCCGGUGCCCCUCAGACCUCUCACGACAUCAGAAGAUUCACACGGGCGAAAAGCCCUACAAGUGUAAGGAAUGCGGGAAGGGCUUUAUUUGCAGAUCCGACCUGGGCCGGCACCAGAGAGUUCACACCGGUGUGAAGCCUUACGAGUGUAAGGAGUGUGGGAAAGCUUUCACUCGCGGAGCCCACCUGACCCAACACCAGAAGAUUCACAGUAAGAAGUCGCACGACUUCAAUGAAGGAGAGAAGGCCUUUGGUUCUGGUUCAGACCACACUCCAGGAUCCUUGAUUGAUACCGGCGAGAAAUGCUGGGAAGGUAAGGAAUACGGAGAGACCGUCCUUCAUGACCCAGAGCGUACUCAACCUCAGACUGCUAAGACAACAUAUGACUGUAAGGAGAAGGGCAAGGACUUUAGUUGGCGUUCACGUGAUACGGAUCUCAAGACAGUUCAUAUUCGGGAGAAACGUUUUCAAUGCAAGGAAUGCCCGAAGGCCUUCAGGUAUAGCUCGGAACUGACCCGACACCAGAGACUGCAUACUGGAGAAAAGCCAUAUAAAUGUCAGGAGUGCUGGAAGGCAUUUGCUUCUGCCUCAGACCUCGCCCGGCACCAGAGGAUUCACACCGGUGAGCGGCCCUACGAGUGUAAUGAGUGCGGCAAAGCCUUCAUUCAGCAGUCACAUCUCAUUAAACAUCAGAGAGUUCACAAUGUCGAGCAGCCCAAGGACGUGAUGAGUGCGGAAAAAUCAUCGCCUGGCAGUCAGAUGCUGUUAAACAUGAGAGAGUUUACACUGGUCAACAAUCUUAUAAAUUUACGGAGUGUUGGAAAGAUUCUGCUCAUGGCCCAGCUCAGUCAGUGUCCAAAGGUUUAUACCGAUGAGAAACUAAGUUAAGGUGGGGAACUGGGAAAAGCCUAUUUCUGAGUCUCAAAUCCUACCCAGCACUAGAAUGUCCACAUGGGUGGGAAGUCUGGGGAAACCUUCAGCUGUAACUCAAGUGUGUCCAUGUCCAUCUGUGGCGGUAGAGAGUCCCACAGUGUUAGCAAUGUGGAGACGUUUGUGGGUUCAGUGUCUUGCUCAAAGGGAGAAGAUUCAUGGGAGGAGACUGGAUAUAAGGAAUAUGGAAAGACCUUUCUUCAUGGUCUUCAAUAGACAUCUAUAAAAUCAUGCUGACUAAGAGAACUGAAUUCAAGGGAUUUGGAAACAUUCAUUCAUGAUUCUGAACCUAACUGGUAGUAAAUACUCAAGAGGCGUAGGAAAGUGUGGAAAUGCCUUUCAGAAUCACAGUGUUAGAGAGCGUAGACUGGCGAGCAACCCUGGCUGUCCGAGAAAGGUGGAAAACCUUUGAUCUUGGACUUGCCUCUCAUGUGACAGCCCCAUAAAGGUUAUGAAAAGUGACUUUAGUUAGUCAACACCCGGACAUUUAUACUUCCUCCUGUGGAGCGAAGCCCAGACCCUGUGCGUGCUGAACACGAAUUCCUGUUUCUUAGCUGCACCUCUGACCCUCAUGUUUGAGGAAGCCCAUGAAGAUAAAUAAAUAUAUGGAGAUGUUUUACACAAAAACAAGAAAAGCUAAUUUAUUUCUAACUCACUGAGUUAAUUUUGUUUUUUAGUAAAAAAAGAGCUUUUGGUAAAAUAACAUGUCUGUCAUCCAACGUCAUGAUGUAAUGGCUGUUAAUUUAGGAAAAGCUUUACUGGUGGGUUAUUUAUGUAUGGUGAGGAUGUCUUAUAAGAGAAGUGGUAUAUAGCUCUAUUGCAGAAUAUUUGUAGUGACAUGUAAAUGUGUAACAUAUGUGAGACGUGAUUUUUAUAUGUGUCCUAGGGAAACUUUGAAGUGCUUGUGUUUUUGUUUUUUUUUUUUUUUUUUUUUCGGAGCUGAGGACCGAACCCAGGGCCUUGAGCUUGCUGGCCUCUACCACUGAGCUAAAUCCCCAACCCCUCUAAGUGCUUGUGUUUUAAUACAACAUAGAAAGUCCAAAAGAAUUUUUAAAAAAAUUCAGAAUUGCAUUUUAAAAGUUCUGUGAGGGCUGGAGAUGUGGUUCAGUUGGUAGAGUGUUUGCCUGGCCUGCACGAAGCCUUAGGUCUGUUCUCCAGCUGUAUAAGCAGGCAUUGUGGCAUCUGCCUGCCUUCGAUUCUAGAUCUCAGAAGUUCAAGGUCAACCAGGAGUUCAUGAGUCUGUCUCAAAGGAAAAGGAAAAUCGUGUCCAACUAAGGUUACCGGAGAUCCAUAAUAUAGAUUUACAUACACACACACACACACACACACACACACACACUCUGUAGGCUCAUUUAGCUUAAUUCUUUUUUAUUUUAUUUUUUUUUUUUUUGGAGCUGGGGACCGAACCCAGGGCCUUGUGCUUGCUAGGCAAGCGCUCUACCACUGAGCUAAAUCCACAGCCCCUAGCUUAAUUCUUAUAUUUGAAAAGUUUCAGCCAUAAAGGUAAAUGACUCGUCACGGAAGAGCUGAGCCUUACAUGGAAAGGGAUGGUGACGCUGGCUUCGUCUGAGCGUUUUCUGUGGGUGGGCGACAGUUCUGAACGAUGUCCUGAGUGUCAUACAGGUGCAGUUCCUGGUGCCUCUUAGUACCAUGUGUUAUAUACACGAUUGCGAGUGAGUACAUACAGGGCAUUUAAACGUGUCUCAUGUGCAUGCCAUUCUGAAAUUACUGUUAUCUAUGAACAUUACCACUUGGAGAAUUUUGUCAUCUAUCUUUACUGUAAUAAAGCCAUAUUCACUCUUG